Messenger RNA from Coniosporium apollinis CBS 100218, 738 nucleotides. RefSeq names its product uracil phosphoribosyltransferase. The transcript is spliced from 5 exons. The record is from RefSeq and is a predicted model, not a curated record. The coding region runs from base 1 to 738 and encodes 245 amino acids. Lineage: Eukaryota; Fungi; Ascomycota; Dothideomycetes.
AUGCUCUCCGCCUCAGAAAACCCGGCGCCCUCGAGAUGCGUCGGUCCAGAGUACAGGUCCAGCAACGAGAAGCCGACAGCGACUGUAUCCACACAGGUCUCCCACGAAAACGUGCACAUCCUCCCACAAACACCACAACUAAUAGCACUCCUAACCAUGAUCCGCGACAAAACCACCAACCGCGCCGACUUCAUAUUCUACUCGAACCGCAUAAUCCGGCUCCUCGUCGAAGAAGGGCUCAACCACCUGCCCGUGGUCUCCCACCCCAUCACCACCCCCGUCGGCCGCACCUACUCCGGCGUGAAGUUCGAAGGGAAAAUCUGCGGCGUCUCCAUCAUGCGCGCGGGCGAGAGCAUGGAGCAGGCCCUCCGCGAAUGCUGUAGGAGUGUCAGGAUAGGCAAGAUUCUGAUUCAGAGGGACGAGGAGACGGCUAAACCCAAGCUUUUUUAUGAGAAGCUGCCGGAGGAUGUGGGAGAGAGGUGGGUGUUGUUGCUGGAUCCGAUGUUGGCGACUGGGGGCUCGGCGCUCAUGGCGGUGGAUGUGCUGAAGAGCAAGGGCGUGCCGGAGGAUCAUAUUCUGUUCUUGAAUCUGAUCGCGAGUCCGGAGGGAGCAAAGAACUUUGCGGCCAAGUUCCCGAAGCUGAGGGUUGUGACUGCUUUUGUGGAUCAGGGGCUAGAUGAGAAGAAUUACAUCGUGCCUGGGCUCGGUGACUUCGGCGAUCGGUUCUAUACCAUGUGA